ACCUUGCUUGAAUGCCACCAGUACUCAGAGAGAGAGAGAGAGAAGCGAAGGAAAGUGUGGUGCGUGGCAGUGACAAACCACUAUUUCGAAACGUAAACCACUGCAUUCCCAAACAGUCCUGCGUGUGAGGUUUACUUCUCCCCACCACCCUCCGUAUGCUCCAAGUAAUUUGAAUUCUGUGUUUUGCAAGAUUCUUCAUACGGUUAUCCUGGAAAACCGCCAUUCGUGGUUCAAAUGAAGCUUCUUUUUUACGAUUUGGGGUUUCAAUAUUUGCGAUGAAGAAGCAUGGUGUGCUAUCACUGAUCUACCAUGGAACCCCAUCAUAAAAAGCUUGUCUUUCUACUUCUUCUCUCACUUCUCGUGGUGGUUUUCGGUGCCACUGACCCCAAUGACCUUGCGAUUAUCAACCAGUUCAAGAAAGGGUUGGAAAACCCAGAGCUCCUGCAGUGGCCCGAGAACGGUGCUGACCCUUGCGGGUCUAAGUGGAAACACUUGUUCUGUAAAGGAGACAGGGUCGCCCAGAUUCAGGUCCAAAACCUGGGUCUCCGUGGCCCUCUCCCUCAGAAUCUCAACAAGCUCUCCAUGCUUACAGACCUUGGCCUCCAGAAAAACAACUUCACCGGAGCUUUACCAUCGUUCAGCGGCUUGUCCAAUCUGCGCAAUGCUUACUUGGACAACAACCGUUUCGAUACCAUUCCUGGCGAUUUCUUCGAUGGCCUUGUGAGUUUGGAGGUCUUGGCAUUGGAUUACAUCAAUUUGAAUGCCAGUACUGGGUGGAUGUUCCCUACUCAGUUGCAGGACUCGCCCCAGUUGAGAAAUCUGUCUUGUAUUAGUUGCAAUUUGGUGGGACCGUUGCCAAGCUUUCUGGGAAUGUUUUCUUCUCUGUCAAACUUGAAACUUUCUGUGAACUAUUUGUCCGGUCAAAUUCCGGAGAGUUUUAGUGGUUCGGCUUUGCAGAUGCUAUGGUUAAAUGACCAGCGCGGAGGCGGAUUGACAGGCCCAAUCGACAUGGUGACAACGAUGACCUCUCUUAGAAGUCUCUGGCUUCAUGGUAAUCAGUUCACAGGGGAGAUUCCAGAUAGCAUCGGGAAUUUGACUUUGCUCACGGAUCUGAAUCUGAACGGUAACCGACUUGUUGGCUUAAUUCCUGAUAGCUUAGCUAAUAUGCCAUUGGUUAACUUAGAUUUGAGCAAUAACAAGUUGAUGGGUCCAAUACCAAAAUUCAAAGCCACCAAGCUCUCUUUUAGUUCUAAUGCAUUUUGUCAAUCAACUCCUGGGGUUCUUUGUGCACCGGAUGUUAUGGCACUUAUAGAGUUUCUCAAGUGGGUGAAUUACCCUUCAAUUCUUGUUUCUUCAUGGACUGGUAAUCAGCCUUGUGAAGGGCAAUGGUCGGGACUGAGUUGUAAUCCCAGCAAUGAGAUUUCUAUCAUAAACAUGCCCAAGUUUAAUCUCAAUGGAUCCUUGAGUCCCGUGGUUGUAAAACUAAGUUUUCUUACUCAAAUUAGACUUCAGAAUAAUAAUUUGAGUGGUCAGAUUCCCCAAAACUGGACUAGCUUGAAGUAUUUGACAACUCUGGACCUAAGUGGGAACAAUAUUUCCCCUCCAUUGCCAAAAUUCAGUGGUACUGUGAACCUCAUCAUUGUUGGUAACCCUCUAUUGAAUGAUAAUCAGUCGCAGGAAACCCCCCCUGCUGGAAACAGUCCACCAGAAAACGGCCCAUCAUCUGGUAGUUCGCAGUCCCCAUCGAAAAACCCCUCUUCCCCAACAGCAGGCUCAAAUUCUAAUGGUGACGAUACGUCUGGCAAACCAAAAAGUUCCAAGAGAUCCAUUUUGGUUUCAGUCUUGGCACCUGUUGCGAUAGUUGCUCUUCUGAUCGUACCUCUAUCUGUCUAUUAUUGUAAGAAGAGAAAAGACGUGGCCCCAACUCCUAGUUCUGUUGUAAUUCACCCGAGAGAUCCAUCUGAUUCAGAUAACACAGUCAAGAUUGUUGUUGCCAACAACACAAAGGGUAGCACUUCUGCCCUGACAGGGAGUGGUUCUGGAAGAAGAAACAGUAGUGGAAUGGGCGAGUCUCAUGUCAUUGAAGCUGGAAAUCUAAUCAUAUCAGUUCAAGUUCUUCGAAAUGUGACAAAUAAUUUUGCCCCCGAGAAUGAACUUGGUCGUGGUGGCUUUGGGGUAGUUUAUAAGGGAGAAUUGGAUGAUGGUACAAAAAUAGCAGUGAAAAGAAUGGAGGCUGGCAUCAUUACUAGCAAAGCGUUGGAUGAAUUCCAGUCUGAAAUUGCCGUGCUUUCGAAGGUCCGGCACCGUCAUUUGGUAUCUCUUUUGGGUUAUUCCAUUGAAGGCAGCGAGAGAAUUCUUGUUUAUGAGUAUAUGCCUCAAGGGGCUCUCAGUAAGCAUCUAUUCCACUGGAAGAGCGUAAAGUUAGAGCCUCUUUCUUGGAAGAGGAGGCUAAAUAUUGCCUUGGAUGUUGCCAGGGGAAUGGAGUAUCUUCACAGUAUGGCUCACCAGAGCUUCAUACACAGAGAUCUUAAAUCUUCAAAUAUCUUACUUGGGGAUGAUUUAAGAGCAAAAAUUUCAGAUUUUGGAUUGGUGAAGCUUGCUCCUGAUGGUGAGAAAUCCGUGGUAACCAGGCUUGCUGGGACUUUUGGAUACUUAGCACCAGAAUAUGCCGUGACGGGAAAAAUUACAACCAAAGUUGAUGUCUUCAGUUUUGGGAUCGUGCUAAUGGAGCUAUUGACCGGGUUGAUGGCACUUGAUGAGGACAGGCCCGAGGAGAGCCAGUACUUAGCUGCGUGGUUCUGGCGCAUAAAAUCAGAUAAGGAGACACUGAUGGCAGCCAUUGACCCAGCCCUAGAUGUAAAAGAAGAAACAUUUGAGAGCAUCUCCAUAAUUGCUGAAUUAGCUGGGCACUGCACUGCUAGAGAACCCCUCCAAAGGCCAGAUAUGGGCCAUGCCGUGAAUGUGUUGGCCCCACUUGUGGAAAAAUGGAAACCAUUCGAUGAUGACACUGAGGAAUAUUCUGGAAUUGAUUACAGUCUUCCUCUUAAUCAGAUGGUGAAGGGCUGGCAGGAAGGAAAGGACUUGAGUUAUAUGGCUCUAGAAGACAGCAAAGACAGUAUCCCAGCAAGACCUACUGGAUUUGCCGAGUCUUUCACUUCUGCUGAUGGACGGUAAAAGAGGUUCUUUUUUCUAAGGUGUAGGUAGCAUAUUAUCUUUUUUUCAGAGGCAAUACGUUCAAGUGCCGGCGUUGGACUUGUGGCCAAUAAAAAUGGAGAUUUCAGGUGCCUGAGAUCUCAAGUUUAGGCUUUGAAUUUUCAACUGUGAAUUUUUACUUUUUAUUGUUGAUGUAGAUAGAGAGGAACAAUGAUUGUGAAAUGUUGAACUGUUAAUUAUAUAUUGAUUUCUACUUUCUAAGA
This is a messenger RNA of Juglans regia (Persian walnut), 3416 nucleotides long. RefSeq names its product receptor protein kinase TMK1-like. The transcript has 3 exons. The coding region runs from base 310 to 3174 and encodes 954 amino acids. The record is from RefSeq and is a predicted model, not a curated record. NCBI's taxonomy places the organism in Eukaryota, Viridiplantae, Streptophyta, Magnoliopsida, Fagales, Juglandaceae. Gene Ontology annotation, biological process: protein phosphorylation. Gene Ontology annotation, molecular function: protein kinase activity; ATP binding; protein binding.